AUGUGGGUGUAUGCUACUUCGAAGUGCUCUUUAAUGUGGGUGAUCCGGGUGCUGGAAAUGGAUUCUAGCUUCAGUGAAGACAGUUUGUUGACUUCAGAGCAGAUAUUUAUUCCAUCACCUCAACGCGGACUCCAACGUGGGCUACUGCCUUUGGAUCCCGUACCUAGCUCGUCAAGUCUGGCGAUUUCUGACUUUCCGGCUCCAAAUAGCUCCUUGGAGGCAAUGGCUGCUGAGUAUACAGAUACUACAGUAUGGACUACCGUGAAUAAAGUUAACGGCAUGGAUAGAAAGCAGGACAGCGAGGCAAAGAAAGCUGUCAGUGAAUUAUUUUUAUUUUUAUACAUUAUGACGAAAAACAGACUGGCCUCAGGCUUGAUUCAGAAGUGGCUCAUGGUAUCGCUUGCCUUUGAUUGUAUGACUAUGUAG
Messenger RNA from Cadophora gregata, 426 nucleotides. RefSeq lists its product as uncharacterized. The record is from RefSeq and is a predicted model, not a curated record. The transcript has a single exon. Bases 1 to 426 code for a protein of 141 amino acids. NCBI's taxonomy places the organism in Eukaryota, Fungi, Ascomycota, Leotiomycetes, Helotiales, Ploettnerulaceae.